Kogia breviceps (pygmy sperm whale) is the source of this 2738-nucleotide messenger RNA. The record is from RefSeq and is a predicted model, not a curated record. Lineage: Eukaryota; Metazoa; Chordata; Mammalia; Artiodactyla; Physeteridae.
GCCCCGCCUGCGCCCAGUCCAGCGCCCGCCCGACAGCCGGCGCUGCCCAGGACCCUGGCGUCCGGCUCCUCCACUCGGGCCAGGACCCCGCGUCGCGCACCCACGAUGGCCAAGCGCAGCUCGCUGUUCAUCCGCAUCGUGGAGGGGAAGAACCUGCCCGCCAAGGACAUCACGGGCAGCAGUGACCCCUACUGCAUCGUGAAGGUGGACAACCAGCCCAUCAUAAGGACAGCCACUGUGUGGAAGAGCCUGUGCCCCUUCUGGGGCGAGGAGUAUCAGGUGCACCUGCUGCCCACCUUCCACUCGGUGGCCUUCUACGUCAUGGACGAGGAUGCCCUCAGCCGGGACGACGUCAUCGGGAAGGUCUGCCUGACCAGGGACACCCUGGCUACUCACCCUAAGGGUUUCAGUGGAUGGGCCCAUCUGACGGAGGUCGACCCUGAUGAGGAGGUGCAGGGCGAGAUCCACCUGCGGCUGGAAGUGGUGCAGGGGACCCGGGCCUGCCGGCUGCGCUGCUCUGUGCUGGAGGCCAGGGACCUAGCCCCCAAGGACCGGAAUGGUGCAUCUGACCCCUUUGUCCGAGUGCGCUACAAGGGCCAGACACAGGAGACCUCGAUCGUGAAGAAGUCACGCUACCCACGCUGGAACGAGACAUUUGAAUUCGAGCUGGAGGAGGGGGUGGCGGAGGCGCUGUGCGUGGAGGCCUGGGACUGGGACCUUGUCAGCCGCAAUGACUUCCUGGGCAAGGUGGUGUUCAAUGUCCAGAGACUCCGGGCGGCCCAGCAGGAGGAGGGCUGGUUCCGGCUGCAGCCCGACCAGUCCAAGAGUCUGCGGGAAGAGGGCAACCUGGGCACCUUGCAGCUGGAGGUGCGGCUGCGGGACGAGAUGGUGCUGCCCUCCGGCUGCUACCAGCCCCUGGUGCAGCUGCUCUGCCGUGAGGUGAAGCUGGGCACCCAGAGCCCAGGGCAGCUGAUCCUACUCAUCGAGGAGACGACAAGCACGGAGUGCCGCCAGGACGUGGCCACCACUCUGCUCAAGCUCUUCCUGGGGCAGGGGCUGGCCAAAGACUUCCUGGACCUGCUCUUUCAGCUGGAGCUGGGUCGCACCAGUGAGGCCAACACCCUGUUUCGGAGCAAUUCUCUGGCCUCCAAGUCCAUGGAGUCUUUUCUGAAGGUGGCUGGAAUGCGGUAUCUGCACGGCGUCCUGGGCCCCAUCAUUGACAGGGUGUUUGAGGAGAAGAAGUACGUGGAGCUGGACCCCAGCAAGGUGGAGGUCAAGGGUGUAGGGUGCUCCGGGCUGCACCGCCCGCAGACCGAAGCUGAGGUGCUGGAGCAGAGCGCCCAGACGCUGCGUGCCCACUUGAGGGCGCUGUUGAGCUCGCUCAGUCGCUCGGUUCGCGCAUGCCCCGCCGUAGUCCGCGCCACCUUCCGCCAGCUCUUCCGGCGCGUGCGCGAGCGCUUCCCCGGCGCUGAGGACGAGAACGUGCCCUUCAUCGCCGUCACCAGCUUCCUGUGCCUGCGCUUCAUCUCUCCUGCCAUCAUGGCGCCCAAGCUCUUCCACCUGCGGGAGCGGCACGCGGACGCCCGCACCAGCCGCACCCUGCUCCUGCUGGCCAAGGCGGUCCAGAACGUGGGCAACAUGGACACACCAGCUUCCAGGGCUAAGGAGGCUUGGAUGGAACCGCUGCAGCCCACGGUGCGCCAGGGCGUGGCCCAGCUGAAGGACUUCAUCACCAAGUUGGUAGACAUCCAGGAGAAAGAGGAGCUGGACCUGCAGCGGGCCCUGAGCUUGCAGGCGCCGCUGGUGAAGGAGGGGCCACUCUUCAUACACAGGACCAGGGGCAAGGGCCCCCUCAUGUCCUCCUCCUUUAAGAAGCUCCACUUCUCCCUCACCACGGAGGCCCUCAGCUUUGCCAAGACACCCAGCUCCAAGAAAAGCACCCUCAUCAAGCUUGCCCACAUCCGGGCAGCAGAAAAGGUGGAGGAGAAGAGCUUCGGCAGCUCCCAUGUCAUGCAGGUCAUCUACACGGACGACGCGGGCAGGUCCCAGACCGCCUACCUGCAGUGCAAGUGUGUGAACGAGCUGAACCAAUGGCUGUCUGCACUGCGGAAGGUCAGCAUCAACAACACCGGCCUGCUAGGCUCCUACCACCCUGGAGUCUUCCGCGGGGACAAGUGGAGCUGCUGCCACCAGAGGGACAAGACAGAUCUGGGUUGCGACAAGACGCGGUCCCGGGUGACCCUGCAGGAGUGGAAUGACCCUCUUGACCAUGACCUGGAGGCUCAGCUCAUCUACCGGCACCUGCUGGGUGUAGAGGCCACACUGCGGGAGAAGCACCGACAGCUGAGUGCGGGCCCAGAGGCAGGCCCUGUGCUCACGGGCCCCGGAGGAGGUAGGUGCUUCCCACCUGAGCCCCCUUUCAGGGAUGGUGGGUGGGUGGGGCCUCCCUCCCAGGGGCCCUCCGGCCUUCCAGACAGGCGCGGCCCUGCCUGCUCUGCCCUCAUCCCGCAUCUGCCUCCAGCCCCCGAGGACCCACUGGCCCAGCUGCUGCAGGUACUGCAGGACCUCCGUGAGGCCCAUAGGUCCAGCCCAGCUGACUCCCCACCCUUGGAGCCCAGCCGCGUCCUGGAGCUGCAGACGUGAGGCCGCCCCACACUCCGCGCUGAGCCCCGCCAGGUGCUGGGAGACCCCCAUGCACUCUCAGCUUGUCACCUCGGUCCCUCUCGUUGGGGUGCGCG